GUUUACUGAAUCAGCGUUUCUCCUGUAAUAAUGUCAAUGAACCCCCGCCAGGCCAAAAGAUAUUUUUAUUGCCAAAAAUAACGCUAAUUAUCGGUAGCGAGCGUAACUCCGUUUAGGAAUAGGACAGCGCUUAGUAUGUUUGCGUAGCGAGCGGGAAAGAGCGGCGGGAAAGUGACGGUGGAUGCGAGCGGAGCAGAGGAAAAGCUUAGCGUUUUCACUACAAGGUGAGGUGGCAGAGGACCGCUGGGAGGGAGGUUUCCAAAGCUGCUGUUUCCUCCUCCAUCUUGUCUUCCUCCUCCGUCAGGUAGAUCACCUCCUGGAAAACCCACCUGGCGGAUGAAGACUCAGCUCCAGAAUAUUGAGCUGAAGUCGACCAAACAAUCUCUUCUGUGACAACCGAGCCAACUAAAUCUGCUGAUGAAGACCAUGGGAUACGGUCAAAAGCCCCAGAACAAAGGAGAAAGUGGACCUUGAGUUGAGAUUAUUUUGCCAGGAUUCAACACGACAUGAACAUCAGCAGCAGCAGCUGGAUUUCACUCUUCGGGGUUUUGGUUGCUGCUUGUGUCGUCCAGGCGACUUAUUUUUAUCACCCAAAAUGCAAAUGCAAUGGCAGAGCUCGGUACUGCAUGUGGGGCGACAGCGGUCUGCAAUGCGUCAACUGUCAGGGAAACUCUGAAGGCCGCGAAUGCGAGCGCUGCAAGGACGGAUUUUACCAGGAGAGGGCAGCAGUGAGCUGCACGCCCUGCAACUGCAACACAACAGGUUCUGUCAGCGCUACGUGUGACAGCAGGGGGCGCUGCAGCUGUAAGGAAGGAGUCACCGGAGACAAAUGUAACAGCUGCCCCGACGGACCGAUCGGACCAGACGGCUGCCGGCAAAGACGUCAGCCCAGAGAGGAUGCUGGGAGUCAGAGUCCACCGUGUUUCUGUUACGGUCACAGCAGCCGGUGUUCUGCACAGUCCGGUUACUCCGCCUACAACAUCACCACCACCUUCGCCGACGGUCCCGAUGGUUGGCGGGCGGCGACGGCGCACGGCGUCACCCCCCACGAUGUCCACUUUCGCUGGUCACCAAAACACCAGGACCUGGAGGUGAUCUCCAAAAACAGCCUGCCGGUUUACCUGUACGCACCAGCUCCUUACCUCGGGAACCAGUUGCUAAGUUACGGUCAGAAGUUCAUCUUCUCGUUGCGUCUGGACCGCGGCGUUCGACACCCGUCCACCAACGAUGUGAUCCUGGAAGGAGCCGGCGGCCUGCGGGUCUCCGCCUCGCUGGGUGACCUGCGCUCCAUCGUCCCCUGUGGACAGAAGAUCACCUACAGCUUCAGACUGGACGAGCGGCCCGGCAGCAGAUGGAGGCCUCAGCUCUCCUCCUUCCAGUUUCAGACGCUCCUCCAGGACAUCACCGCCAUCAAGAUACGAGCCACGUUCGGAGAAAACGGACGCGGUUACCUCGACAACGUGAAGCUGGAGUCGGCUCGGCGGGGGUCCGGCGUCCCCGCCGGCUGGGUGCAGACCUGCACCUGUCCUCAGGGAUACGAGGGUGAGUCCUGCGAGCGAUGCGCCGCGGGUUUCAGACGUACGACCCCCGCCGACGGAGCCUUCAGCUCCUGCGAGCCCUGCAAUUGCAGAGGAGGCAGCUGCGACCCGCAGACGGGAGACUGUUACUCUGCUGACGAGACGCCGGGCGAUCGGAGCUGCUCGGAGGGGUUUUACAGAGACCCGCUGCCUCAAGCCUGUGUGAAGUGUCCCUGUCCGGAGGGAGUGUCCUGCUCGCUGCCCGCCGGAUCACUGUCACCCCGCUGUGACCUCUGCCCCCCCGGAACCACCGGCUCUCGCUGUGACGUCUGUGAGGAGGGGUUUUACGGCGACCCCGGGAGGGGCGACAGCGUGCGGCGGCCCUGCAGACCCUGUCAGUGCAACGGACACAUCGAUGUCAGCGUGGCGGGAAGCUGCGAUCGCAACAGCGGCGAAUGUCUGAAGUGUGUGAACAACACGCGGGGACGGAGCUGCGAGACGUGUCGGCCGGGUUUCUACCACAGACGACCGACCGACGCCUGCAAACCGUGUGACUGCGACGUCGUCGGAUCUGAGUCGCGACAGUGUGAUGAUUCAGGUCGCUGUCAGUGCAGACCGGGCUUCGAGGGUUCAAGGUGUGAACGGUCCAACUGUCCCGCCUGUUUCAGCCCCAUCAAAGUAAAGAUGGAGGCCUACGCUGCCAAACUGAAGGAGUUACAGAGACUGUUCUCAGAGAUGGACGGAGGUUUGAAACCAACCAACAGCGCCGAGAUGGAGGCGACUCUGAGAGCCAUGGACGAGCUGGUGAACGACAUGCAGGACAGCACCGAGCAGCUCACAGAAAUGGAGGAGGAUCUGAAGGCUCAGCUGUCGUCCAUCAGCCGGAGUCAGCUGACCGUCGGGCAGGACAUCCAGAACAUGGCCAACGCCGCGGACGACAUCAAACAACAACAGCAGACGUACAAGACGAAGGUGGAGACGGUCCAGACGCUGACGGAGGAGAUGAGACGGAAACUGGAAGAGGCGAAGACCAAGCUGCAAUCAGCUGAGUUUCCUCUCGGAGAUGCUCCGCUGGGUUCAAACUUCCUCUCUUCGUUGGUGCAGACAGCGAUGAGCCUUGCCGAUAAACAUCAGACGAAGGCGGAUGCGGUGGAGCGAAGCGCCAACGAGGCUCUGAGCGACUCAGAGAAGAGUUUGUCUCUGGUCCGAACGCUCAUGAACAAAGAGAACAAAGUCAAAGAGCUGAUUGGAGAUCUGAAAACCACGUACGACCAGAUCUCGGCUCAGGCGAAGGGCUUGGAGAACCGGGCGACCCGUCUUAGCGGCGAGGCCAGAGACGAGAGCAAAAUGGCUGACGGCAUGCUGAAAGACAUCGCCAACAUGGAGCGAGACGUCCCGUCACCCCUGAAGGAGGAGUUGGACGCCAUGGUGACCAGGUUGGAUGGUCUGAAGGAGGCAGUGGAUGGGAGCAUCCUGGGAUACGAGGCGCUGCAGGACAGUGUGCAGCGAGACAAGGCCGCCACUGAGAACCUGCUGGCUAAAGGCAAAUCCGCCCAGCAGGAGUUCGACAAGCUGCGGGACAGAGUCGAUGUCGCCAAGGUCAACACCGAGGGCGCUCUGCAACGCAUCACUAACAACAUGGGCGAGCUGGACGACGCCCUAAACACCCUGAAAGGAUUCGACCAGCAGAUUGACGGCAGCAGGUCUCUGGCUGAUGCCGCCAUCGAGCGUCUUCCCGCCAUCAACGCCACCAUCCAGCAGGCCGUCAACAACAACGCAGAGACACUGUCCGUCUUGGGAGAUGUGUCUGAUGACUACAACAACGCACUGGGAACAAUCAACCUGCUGGAGAACCUGGUCAACAGUCUGGAGGGAACAUUCGGGUCUUUGCCGUCCCACGCUGGUCUCGCGAAUGAAGCCACCAAACUGAACCAGGAUGCAACAGGUCUGAGGGGGGACGCGGCCACUACAGCUAGAGAUCUGGCUUUUGAGCUGAACAAUGCCAGGGGGCAGGAGGCUGACGCUCAGGAGGCUGCUGUCGGAGCGGCUGCAGCUUUCAACAACGCCAGAGACGCCAAAGACGCUGUGGGAAAAACACUACGAGACAUCAGCAGCAUGCUGGCUAACAUGAACAAACCCGGCGUUGUGGACGAGUCACAUCUGAAGCGGCUGGAGGACUCUCUGGCCAACGCUCAGAGGGACGUGGAGGGCCAGCUGAGGCCUCGGCUGAGAGACAUGGAGGACCAGGAGGCCGCCCAGCGACGCCGGCUGCACGGCAUCAACACGGACAUCGACACCAUCCUGGGAGACAUCACUAACCUGGAGGACAUCCUGAGGGCCAUCCCCAAAGGCUGCUACAACAGCCCGCCCAUCGAGGAGGCCUGAGAGCCGCAAGCGUGACGCAGAGUCCAUGUCCAUCACACCAACACCUGGAUCCACCUGCUGCCAUAAAAACACACACCUGGUGCAAAAACUGUUUGAUUUUAGCAAGUCAAUGAGAAGGACAGUGAGUUUUUGAGUGACGGGUCUGUAGACAUUAAUGAUGAUGAUGAUAAUAUUAUAUUAUUUAGGGCUGCAAUUAAUGUUUAUCUUCAUUAUUAAUUAAUCAGUCAAUUAAUCGAUUAGUUGUUUGGUCCAUAAAAUAUAUCGAUCACUCAACUAACCAAUUAAUCAACUUAUCGCUGCAGCUCUAAUAUUAUUAUAAAGAUAAAUAUGUAGAAUGAUAUAUGAUUAUUUAUUCAGUCUUUAACUGAGGAAAAAAUCACAUUUUUGUUUGUUGUCGAUGUUCAGAAGUGUCGCCGUCUGGUGGAAAACGUGUUUAAGGAACGAAGAAGUUUAAGCUUUAGUUAACUUUUUAGUGACUUUUAGUCUCUAGAAAAAACACUGCAGCCUACAUUUCCCAUAAUGCAACUCAACAUUGUCUUUCAUUAUUAUAAUAAGUCCUCGUACUUCCACUUAUCUUCAAGAAAAGUGCCUAAACCACAUUAACAUUUUCAUUUUUUAAAUAAAUCUGAAUCUUGUCAAAUUAAAUUUACUUUUUUAAGUUUCUUGUGUUGGACGUUACAUGGUUUUCACUGGUGGAGCAGUGGAUUUACCAGGUUUGGUGUUUGAAAGAAAUGUCGAAGCCAAUCAAACAAAAUCUCACUGAGAUUCAGUUGCAACAGACAGUUUGACCUGCUAAUGUUUUAAUAAUCUGAUGUUGAAUUGUUGCACACAUUUACUGAUGAUAUUUAAAAUAACAAAACACUGCCUCCUGCUGGCUGUUUGGUGUACAAACACGCUGCUUUAUUUCAAACCUAUAUCUAACUUUUAACUGGAUGUCUUGUGUGUUUAUGAAACUAUUCUUUGUUGUUGUGAAGAUGUGUGUGAGUCGUUAUUAUACUGUUCUAUUUAUAACUGUACAUACAGUAUUUGCUUUUACCAUGUUUUAAAUUCUGUUUUUACUUGUUGACUGGCAGAAAUAUUUAUACAGAAUGAAUCUACGCUGCCAUUAAAUAAAACCUGCUGCACUUUUCUCAUUAA
Thunnus maccoyii (southern bluefin tuna) is the source of this 5039-nucleotide messenger RNA. RefSeq names its product laminin, gamma 2 (gene lamc2). The record is from RefSeq and is a predicted model, not a curated record. Gene Ontology annotation, molecular function: extracellular matrix structural constituent. Bases 507 to 3902 code for a protein of 1131 amino acids. The transcript has 24 exons. Lineage: Eukaryota; Metazoa; Chordata; Actinopteri; Scombriformes; Scombridae.